AUGGGAAACGACAGGAAGGAGAAGAAGAAGAAGAGCAGGAAGAGAAGCUCCUCUUUUUCUUCAUCUGAAGAUGAAGGAAGAAGAAGGAAAAGGCAGAGAAGUGAUGAGGAAGAAGACGAUGAAAGGAGAAAGAAGAAGUCUAAGGAUAAGCACAAAAGUAAACGACACAAAAGGGAUGGCGACUCGAAAUCUGAGGUUCACAAGCUGUCCAAUGACGAUUACUUCUCCAAGAAUAACGAGUUUGCUACGUGGCUAAAAGAGAAGAAGAAAAUGUUUUUCUCUGAACUUUCUUCUGAGUCUGCACGAGAAUUGUUUUCAGUCUUUGUCAAGGACUGGAACGCUCAGAAGCUUGAUUCCCGAUACUAUGAGGGCAUUUCAAGUGGGCCUAGGAGUGCCCAUAACUGGGCAUUGAAGCAUUAG
Dovyalis caffra is the source of this 420-nucleotide messenger RNA. The record is from the annotation of a GenBank genome assembly. Lineage: Eukaryota; Viridiplantae; Streptophyta; Magnoliopsida; Malpighiales; Salicaceae.